Messenger RNA from Didymella exigua CBS 183.55, 2517 nucleotides. Its product is annotated as vacuolar protein sorting-associated protein. Gene Ontology annotation, biological process: intracellular protein transport; endosomal transport; vacuole fusion, non-autophagic. The transcript is spliced from 4 exons. The record is from RefSeq and is a predicted model, not a curated record. The coding region runs from base 1 to 2517 and encodes 838 amino acids. Lineage: Eukaryota; Fungi; Ascomycota; Dothideomycetes; Pleosporales; Didymellaceae. Gene Ontology annotation, molecular function: actin binding. Gene Ontology annotation, cellular component: HOPS complex; cytoplasm; endosome.
AUGUCGAAGCCAACCGCCAACUGGGAAAAGGUCGGCGACAAGUUCUACCGCAAGGUGCAGCUGUACACGGGCGUGUUCGACGCGGACCUCGAGCUCGAGAACUACAAGGUGGUUGGGGCGCCGUACAGCGGCGCAGUAGCAAUCUACCGCGAUGACGCCAAGCUGCACACAUACCGCGGGCCCGGCGCGGGCAGGGCGAGCAUCGACGUGUACAGCUGCGCGGGCAAGCUGAUCCGCAGCAUCAACUGGGACAAGGGCGCCAUCAAGGGCCUCGGCUGGGCAGAGGACGAGAAGCUGCUGGUCGUCACCGAGGACGGCACCGUGCGCUGCUACGGCGACUUGCAGGGCGACUUUGCUCCCUUCACCCUGGGCCAUGACGCGGACCAGCACGGCGUCGUCGCCUGUCGCUUCUACAACACGGGCUUUGUCGCCCUGCUCGCCAACAACCAUCUCGUCUCGGUGGCCUCGUACGCCGAGCCGCGCCCCAAGCUGCUCGCCAUCCCGCCCGCCGACCCCGUCGUCGCGUGGCACAUUGUCCCGCCCGCGUACUCGCUGUCGCGCUCGGUCGAGGUCGUGCUCGCCAUUGGCCGCACGCUGUGGGUCGUCGACGCCUCCGAGGCCGAGGACCGCCACUUCGACGCCGGCCCCUUCCGCCACAUCAGCGUCAGCCCGCGCGCCGAGUUCCUGGCCUUUUACACGGACGAUGCCAAGGUGUGGGUCGUCAGCGGCGACUGGAGCGAGAAGCUCAGCGAGUACGACACCCGCGUCAGGACGGUGCCCAAGGACAUGCAGUGGUGCGGCUCCAACGCCGUCGCCCUGGCCUGGGAGGACGAGGUGCACGUUGUCGGGCCCAACAGCGCCGCCACCAAGUUCUACUACGACACGUGCGUGCAUCUGCUGCCGGACGUGGACGGCAUCCGCUUGCUGACCAACGACGUCUGCGAGUUCCUGCAGAAGGUGCCCGACGAGACGGUCGCCGUGUUCCGUCUGGGCUCCGACUCGCCGGCCGCCAAUCUGCUCGAGGCGGCGUCGUUGCUGGAGCAGAAGAGCCCCCGGGCCGACGACCUCAUCCAGCUGAUCCGCCCCCGCCUGGCCGAGGCCGUCGACGCCUGCAUCCGCGCGGCGGCCCACGAGUACAACAUCCACUGGCAGAAGGCGCUCCUCAAGGCCGCGUCGUACGGCAAGUCGGUGCUCGAUCUCUGCUCGUCGGACGACUUUGUCGAUACGUGUGACACGCUGCGCGUCCUGAAUGCCGUGCGCUUCUACGAGAUUGGCCUGCCCGUCAGCUACGACCAGUACCGCCGCAUGACGCCCGAGAAGCUCAUUGAGCGCCUCACCAACCGCAACGAGUACUUGCUCGCCCUGCGCGUCGCCGACUACCUGCACCUCCCCGCGAGCCACAUCCAUGGCCACUGGGCGCAGCAGAAAGUCCGCGUCUCCACCGACCCAGAGGACGACAUUUGCAGGCUAAUCGUCAAGAAGCUCGCGGGCAAGCCAGGCGUCUCGUUUGAGGACAUUGCCCGCGCCGCCUACGACGAGGGCCGCAUCCACCUCGCAACCUCGCUGCUGGACCACGAGCCGCGCGCGGGGAAACAGGUACCCCUCCUCCUCAGCAUGAAGGAAGACACGAUUGCGCUCGACAAGGCCAUUGAGUCAGGCGACACCGACCUCGUGUUCCACGUGCUGUUGCACCUGCGCAAGAAACUGCCGCUCGCAUCCUUUUUCCGCGUCAUCAACACGCGGCCCGUGGCCACGGCGCUCGUCGAGUCGUCCGCCCGCGACCAGGACACCGACAUGCUCAAAGACCUGUACUACCAGGACGACCGGCGCCUCGACGGCAGCGCCCUGCUGCUCUCGUCGGCACUGUCGCAGCCCGCGCUCCCCGCCGCGCUCGACAAGCUCAAGCUCGCCUCCAAGUACCUGGCCGACUCGCGCGAUCCCCCGGCGGCCUUCCUGCGCUCCGCCCUCGACGACGCCCAGAAACUGCUGCACAUGCAGACGCAGUUUGAGCGGGACCUGCAACAGUCGACCCGCGACAUUCCCAACCGCGACACCACCCCCACCAGCCUCGUCGGCCUCUCCGCCGCCGACACAGUCUUCACCCUCAUCAAGGAAGGCCACACGAAGCGCGCGCAGAAAGUCGUCGCCGAGUUCAAAAUCGCUGAGAAGAGCUACACCUGGAUCCGGCUGCGCGCGCUCGUUGCGUCGAGGCGCUUCAUCGACGUCGAGGACUGGGCCAAGGCGAAGAAGAGCCCCAUUGGCUGGGCGCCGUUCUUCAACGAGGUGCUCGCCGCCGGCAACUCGCGGGUCGCCAGUCUCUUCAUUCCAAAGUGCACCCAUCUCAGCGUCGCCGAGAGGGUCGACAUGUGGCUCAAGUGCGGCUUGCUUGUCAAGGCGGGCGAGGAGGCGCACAAGGCCAGGGACACGGAGUUGCUGCUCAGUCUGAGGGAUAGGGCGAGCGGGAGUGCGGCGGUUGAGAUUGAGCGGCUGAUUGGGGGGUUGACAAAGGGGCGGUAG